This is a messenger RNA of Triplophysa dalaica, 973 nucleotides long. RefSeq names its product mannose-binding protein-like. Gene Ontology annotation, cellular component: rough endoplasmic reticulum; multivesicular body. The coding region runs from base 163 to 897 and encodes 244 amino acids. Lineage: Eukaryota; Metazoa; Chordata; Actinopteri; Cypriniformes; Nemacheilidae. The record is from RefSeq and is a predicted model, not a curated record. The transcript is spliced from 5 exons.
UUUUUCAGUUUAAACCAGUCAUACAUUCUGAGACUGACAGAACUGUACACAUCUCAAAGGGACUGAAGUUAAACCUUUAGUUCAUUGUAAUAUAGGAGCCUGUAUACGUCUCUGUCUACAGAUAUUAAUUCAUUGGUGACCUCAAGGACUGAUCUUUAGCAGAUGACAAUGUUAAAGCAGUAUUUAUGUGCUGCUGUGCUGCUCCUGAUAAUGUUUGGGCUGGAUGAUCUAUCAGCCGCCUCUGAGAGCAGCUGUCCAGUCACAGCUGGGGUGCCAGGCACACCGGGACUAAACGGAAGCCCUGGACGGGACGGCAGAGUUGGAAGAGAUGGGCUUCCUGGGCCUAAAGGAGAUCCAGGAGUUAGUGCUCAUGCACCUCCAGGUGAAAUGGGACCAGCCGGUCCAAAAGGAGAGAAAGGAAAUUCUUAUCUGCCAGGCAGUGAUGUUCAAAGCACAAUGAUGGCAAAACUUCAGUCAGCUGUCGAAUACCUAACAGACAGACUCACAGUCUUAGAAAAAAUCUUCGAAUUUCGUUCGGUCAAGAAUGUUGGAAAGAAAUAUUUGGUGAACAAUUUUCUGGUGGCGAAUUUCGAAAAGGCAAAAAGCAUCUGCUCUGACGUUGGGGCGAAAGUUGUCCUGCCACAAAAUGAAGAUGAAAAUAAAGCGCUAGCGUCAAUGAGAUUCUUCAGUGGAUCUUCAAAUAUCUUCAUCGGUGCAACAGACAAAGAUAAGAGAGGCCGUUACCUUGAUAUGUCUAACCAACCUCUAACUUUCACCAAUUGGAAAGUAUAUAAACCGAAUUAUGAUAAGGGGGCAGAGGACUGUGUGGUUGUUAAAGACGGUGUAUGGAAUUAUUUUAACUGUUCUCUUGAGGCUAAUGUGGUGUGUGAACUAUAAACUGAAAGGUGAAACAUUUAUGAAGGAUAACAAUAACUCUUUAUGUGUAUGUCAGAAUAAAGAUUAAACAAGUAAA